GCUGUGUGCAGAAUGAGCGCUCCUGCUCUGGCCUUUCAUGUCUGAGCUGGGUAGCUAUGAGGUUUUCUAUAGAUAGAGCCUGGCAAUGACAGAAACUGCUGCUUAGAGCGGGGCAAAGUGACCUCUGCAAGUGUUGCCUUUUGGUAAAAAAAAAAAAAAAAGAACAAAAAAAGAGGGUUUAAAAGAGGAAUGGAGGAAUGCAUGUCUUGUGCAGAGACUGUCAUCAAAGAGGGGAUGCUGAUGAAACAAACCAGCUCCUUCCAGCGCUGGAAGAGACGAUACUUUAAGCUGCGAGGACGAACACUCUACUACGCAAAAACUGCUAAGUCCAUUAUUUUUGAUGAGGUGGAUCUGACAGAUGCCAGCGUAGCAGAGUCCAGCACAAAGAAUGUCAACAACAGCUUCACGAUUAUCACUCCAUGUCGGAAGCUCAUCCUUUGUGCUGAUAACAGAAAAGAGAUGGAAGAUUGGAUUGCAGCACUGAAAACUGUACAAAACCGUGAACAUUUUGAGUCUACCCAGUACAGCAUGGACCAUUUCUCAGGGAUGCAUAACUGGUACGCCUGCUCCCAUGCCCGGCCAACGUACUGCAACGUGUGUCGGGAGGCCUUGUCUGGGGUCACAUCACAUGGGCUGUCCUGUGAAGUGUGCAAGUUUAAAGCCCACAAGCGCUGUGCUGUGCGGGCAACCAACAACUGCAAGUGGACAACUCUGGCCUCUAUUGGGAAGGAUAUCAUUGAGGAUGAAGAUGGGAUCUCAAUGCCACAUCAGUGGCUGGAAGGAAACCUGCCUGUGAGUGCCAAAUGCACCGUGUGUGAUAAAACCUGUGGCAGUGUCCUGCGUUUGCAAGACUGGCGCUGCCUAUGGUGCAAAGCCAUGGUACACACAGCAUGUAAAGAGUUGUUGCCAAACAAGUGCCCUCUAGGGCUCUGCAAAGUGUCUGUCAUUCCUCCUACUGCUCUUAACAGCAUUGAUUCAGAUGGUUUCUGGAAAGCUACUUGUCCACCGUCUUGCACAAGCCCUUUGUUGGUCUUUGUCAACUCAAAAAGUGGAGACAACCAAGGCGUAAAAUUUCUACGAAGAUUCAAACAGCUGCUGAAUCCAGCCCAGGUCUUUGACCUCAUGAAUGGAGGACCUCAUCUUGGUUUACGCUUAUUCCAGAAAUUUGACACUUUCCGGAUUCUAGUUUGUGGUGGGGACGGAAGUGUUGGCUGGGUUCUCUCUGAAAUUGAUAGCCUCAACCUUCACAAGCAGUGUCAGCUGGGAGUGCUGCCCUUGGGAACAGGGAAUGACCUUGCCCGUGUUUUAGGCUGGGGUUCUGCUUGUGAUGAUGAUACCCAGCUCCCGCAGAUCCUGGAGAAGCUGGAGAGGGCCAGUACCAAAAUGCUGGACAGGUGGAGCAUCAUGGUGUAUGAAACCAAACUCCCUCGCCAGGCCUCCACUUCCACAGUCACUGAAGACUGCAGUGAGAAUUCAGAGGUGCAGAAGAUUCUCUGCUAUGAAGAUUCUGUGGCUGCUCAUUUGUCCAAAAUUUUGACUUCUGAUCAACAUUCAGUGGUGAUCUCCUCAGCCAAGGUGCUUUGUGAGACAGUGAAGGAUUUUGUGGCUCGAGUAGGGAAAGCCUAUGAGAAGGCAACAGAAAGCUCAGAGGAGUCAGAGGUCAUGGCCAGGAAGUGCUCUGUCCUGAAGGAGAAGCUGGACUCAUUACUGAAGACACUGAAUGAUGAAGCUCAAGCGUCUUCCUCUCUGCCCAACCCUCCUCCCACCAUUGCAGAGGAGACAGAGGAUGGGGAUGGGUCGGGCAGUGCUGGUGACUCUUCGAGUGAGCUGUCGGUGGGCUCAGCAUGCACUGCACGGCCCCAGAUAUUCCGUCCCCGAGAGCAGCUCAUGCUGAGAGCCAACAGCUUGAAAAAAGCCAUUCGCCAGAUAAUAGAGCAUGCAGAGAAAGCUGUAGAUGAGCAGAAUGCCCAGACCCAGGAGCAAGAGGGCUUCCUCCUUAGUCUCUCAGCCUCUGAGGAGGGCAAGGAGCUGAGGAAUGAGGGUAAGAUUUCCGUGCAGUCAUCACACAGCAGCAGCUAUGGAGUGUCCAAGGGGAGGAGCCAGAGGAAAGCCUCCAAGUCUCCUUGUGAAAGACUAAUAAACAAAGGAAGUUUGUCACUGGGCAGCUCUGCAUCCCUUCCUCCCCAGACAGGAAGCCGGGACAACUUGCCAAUGCUGAACACAAAAAUUCUCUACCCAAAUAUCCGGGCUGGCAUGUCAGGUUCUUUGCCUGGGAGCUCUGUCAUCAGCAGAUUGUUGAUCCAUGCUGAUCCCUUUAACUCUGAGCCUGAAAAUCUUGAAUGUUACACAGAGAAAUGUGUCAUGAAUAAUUACUUUGGAAUUGGACUGGAUGCAAAGAUUUCUUUGGACUUCAACAACAAACGUGAUGAGCACCCAGAGAAAUGCAGAAGUCGUACUAAGAACAUGAUGUGGUAUGGAGUAUUGGGGACCAAGGAGCUGCUGCACAGAACAUAUAAAAACCUGGAGCAGAAGGUCUUGCUGGAGUGCGAUGGGAGGCCAAUCCCUCUGCCCAGUCUUCAGGGGAUUGCUGUACUCAACAUUCCCAGCUAUGCAGGAGGCACCAACUUCUGGGGGGGAACCAAGGAAGAUGAUACAUUUACAGCCCCUUCCUUCGAUGACAAGAUUUUGGAGGUGGUAGCCGUGUUUGGUAGCAUGCAGAUGGCAGUGUCACGUGUGAUAAACCUACAGCAUCACCGGAUUGCACAGUGUCGGACAGUAAAGAUAGCAAUCCUUGGAGAAGAGGGAGUUCCUGUGCAAGUGGAUGGAGAAGCCUGGAUCCAGCCUCCAGGUUACAUUUGGAUUGUUCAUAAGAACAGGGCACAGACCCUCACCCGAGACAGGGCGUUUGAGAGCACCCUGAAGUCUUGGGAGGACAAACAGAAGUGUGAGUUGUCACGACCCUCCUCUUUCUCUCUGCAACCAGAGAUCAUGUCUGAAGAAGAAUCCACCCAGAUCAUCCAGUUUGGUCAAGCUGCAGGUGCUCUGAUCCACAGCAUUCGGGAAAUAGCACAGUCCUAUCAGGACAUGGAACAGGAGCUUGCCCAUGCUGUCAAUGCCAGCUCCAAGUCUAUGGACAAAGUCUACGCUAAAUCCAAGUCUACAGAGGGUCUGAACUGCAGCCUUGUUGUAGAGAUGGUGAAUAAUGUCAAAGCCCUGCACAAUGAGACAGAGCUGCUGUUGGCAGGCAAGAUGGCACUGCAAUUAGAUCCUCCACAGAAGGAGCAGCUCCAGGCAGCCCUGGCAGACAUGGACCUCCAGCUGAGGAAACUGGCAGACAUCCCUUGGCUGUGGCAGCUUAUGGAGCCCUGUGAUGAGGAGAACCAGAUGCUGGAUUAUUCUAAACGCAGCCGCAGUGGCAAAUUCCGCCUGGUGACCAAGUUUAAAAAGGAGAAGAACAACAAAAAUAAGGAGACUCACAGUAGCAUGGGAUUGCCGGUUCACCUCUGGGGAACGGAGGAGGUUGCGGCGUGGCUUGAGCACCUCAGUCUUUGUGAGUAUAAGGAUAUCUUCAUCCGGCAUGACGUCCGGGGCUCUGAGCUCCUGCACCUUGAACGGAGGGACCUCAAGGACCUGGGUGUGACCAAAGUGGGUCACAUGAAGAGGAUACUGCACGGGAUCAAGGAGCUGAGCCGGAAUACUCCUGCCAGCGAGGCUUAGCCUCUGUUUUCACUGCCUGUGUCUACCAUUCUCCCUAACUGCACAGCAGUCACCUCACAAAGCAGAUGUGCUCACAACUAUCUCUGCUGAACAGCCAAAUUUUAGCUGUUCAGAGCUCAUAUCAACCAAGCAUGGUGCUACUUUUUUCCUGUGGGGUAUGGCUGCAUCCAGUGGAGAAGUGUUUCCUCUGCAGUUGGCAGAGCCUCCUGGAGAGAACUCACUUGCUGUUUGAAGAGCCAUGUCCUGUGUCGUGGGAAGUUCUGGUUCCAGGGACAGUGCAGGACUCAUGAGAACUGCAACACAGAUACCUUUACUGGAUAUCUUCAUCACAGUAGAAUAAUUCAGGGCAAAAGAUAUAUUGGCCAGUCUUAGUUCAGAAGUAUCUGACAGUCUUUUCAGACCCAAAACUUUCCUGCUCAGCUGUAUGUCACAUCUGUAUUUAGCAUAUUUGAGUGGGAUAAAGCCUCUCCUUGCAUCUUACUAAUCCCUUUUUAAUGCAUCUGUAGUUGUGUGCAAUUUGCAUCUGAAAUUCAAAGCCAGUUCAGACCUCUUCUGAUGAACAUCCAUUGAUUCUCAUUCACUCAUGCUUUUGCAACAAACAGUUCAUGUACUUCAGACAGGGUUUGGAACAACUGGUGGGGCCUUCUGCUGGGCCUGCUCUCCUCUUCCAGCCAGGGGUAGUAGUGCAACCUUUAGGUUUUCACCACAAAAAAGUGUGGUGCUGAAUCAUCAUAGACAAUUGUUCAGAAAUUCCUGGUAGUAAGAAAAGAAAAUUCUGGAGAGCCAGAUGGUUACAGGAGAUCAGCUCUGACAUUCCUUCUUCUGAAUUCAUCUUUGGAAAACUAGAUAAAAGGGAGAGGAAAGCUAAUGAGCUGUUUGGGCUGCACAAGAAGGGAGAUAGAGGACAAAUUGCUUCAUCUUGGGGGAAAGAGCAGCAUGACUGGUAAUGGCCAGAUGUAGCUUCCUGCCUGCUUAGUGCCACUUCUGUGGCCACAAACACAAGAGCUGUUUCUUUACUUCAGCUUGCAGUGGUUUUAGUAGCUUUUCCACCUUGCUUCUCUUUCUUGCUGCCUUGCUCCUUCACUCCAGGGUGAUACAAAAGAUUAGAGUAGCUCAGUUCUCCUGGGCUGUACCCCUAAGGGAGAGAUUCCUUAUGCUGUCAAACACUGGGGCUCCUGUAAGAGCACUGAGAGGAUUGUUACCAAGCAAACAAGCAUCAUAAUGAAAGCUGGAAUAUGUUGAUAAAUUGCCUUUGGUACCAGCAACAGUGGAAAAAUUAGUGCAUCUGAAUCAGUUUCUAGAUGGCCGACCCCAGUUAGGUGGCUGUUAAAGCCCAAGACUAGCAUGCAUAAUUAUAUCACCAUCUUUAUCACUGCAAAGGGAAUUCAGCAACAGUCAGUGCUGUAAAACUUGAGAGACAGCAGAAAUUUUUAGUUACUCUGUCAUUUUCUGUGUAUUUUUUUUUUUUUAAUUAGUACAGAGUGGCACCUGUCUGACUAUGGCUGCCAACAGAAAAGCCCACAUACACAGUGGCAUAGAAGAUAAUUUGCUGAGGACAUCAUUCUUCUUUUUUACUUGUAAGGAUUUUUGUCAGAUUGAUAUCACUUCUCUAGUCUAAUAACAACCAGUCAAGUUACUUUAUGUCAAAGGUUUGUCAGCUUAUGAAGGCUCUGAGCUGAUUCCAUUUCAGCUGGGAAAACUCCAUUGAAUUCCCUAGUAUUUCAUCAAGGGUUAUUCUGACUCUCUCUGUCCAUUUUAACCAGAUACAUUCACCCAUGUGUCUCCUGUCAGCCUGGUGAGUGGCAGGGUUUGCUCAUGUGAGAAGGUAAAAGAAGACUAAAAGUGUUUGGUCCAGCUAGAAACACUUACGGUAUAAAUACUGUGGGGCCUGAGCAGGAAAUAUGUCCAGCCUUGCCCUGGAUGUGUUUCUCCAAUAUAUACAUUGGCAAUUGCUUCCAUAGCUGUAUUUUUUAUUUAUCAGUAAAGACUCCCUCUAACUAUAUUGAAUUCCUGAGGCAUCAGGUAAGUAAGAAUUGCAAACAUACUGUAUUGUCCCACUUGAUUGUUGAGGCACAGAGCAGUGUGUGGAUGAAAAUGAGGAGAAACCUUCCUAGGAGAGCCCCAGGAUGCAUCCAUCCUCAGUGGUGGUGUGCAGUAACCUCACAGUGUGUGCAUCCCACUGUCUAUCCCAGAGUUGUGCAUGUUUGGGACAUCCAUGUGCCUUGCCAGGAGAGUGCAGCAGGGGCUGAGGCAGGUGAUAACUCUGGAGAAGAGGUGAGAUCUGUAUUUGUUCCUAUAUGUAGUGAAGGAAAUGUUCUAUGAGCUUUCCCCAGGCAUCCUCGUGGUUAAAAAUGUAUAAACAAUAAGUGCUUGCCUUGCAUAAUCCUUGAGGGAUUAAAUUCUUGCUUCCAUAGAAACAGCUCCUCUCUUCCUGCCCAGAGCAACAGAGGAAUCCAAAGAGUUUUUACAUUCAGGUGUGUUCCUUAAUCCAUGCCAUAUCUAUCAAGACCUGAUGGCCAUUAGCCAUCUGCAUGAGUGAUGAGGCCUGCACAGACCCAUCUUCAUUUCUUUUGCUUAUAUGAUGUGUGUGUCAAUGCCUUCAUAUCCUUUUUGUGCACAUGCACAUUUAUCAAAGGGUUGACAGCCACUAUAUUCCUGUCUGUUACUUAUCAGAGGCAGGGAGGGAGUUCUGCCUUCUUUUAAGAGCUAGAAAACAGGAUCUUCAUUUAACCUGAGUGCCUUUGAAUAUUUAUUAAGGUAUAGAUCUAAAAAGCCCCAAAGGAUUGUAGUUCUGUGUGUCUCACGGGGAAUAGUGAAGAUUUCUGUUGUCAGGAUUUUUGUGAAUAGAUGAAGACGGUUUGUCAUGAACAUCAGUGAGCACUAUCUGCAAAGUAGGAAGCCAGGUAGAACUCCUGGCUACAUUAUUCUAGGUUUCUCUUCUGACAAGUGAUAAUUUUUUGUGGGAGAGAAACUCAGGAAAGACUAUUAGUAAAAAAUUUGCUGCUUUGCAAAAAAGAGACUGUCCAGCAGUCUCAGGGACGCCACCCUGAGAGAAGCUAGAACUGUCACAUAUCACACAGGUGUUUACUCCCUGAAGUGAUGCAACUCCUAUGAAAGCCAUGUGGCACUUUCUGUUCUCAUCCCUCACCCCUGGCAGUGGCUGCAGUUUCUUCUGCUUGGAAGAGGCUUCAGUCUGUUCUCUCACAUUCUGGCACCAUCCUGGAUAUUUAAUGGCAGAUUCUGGGGAAUGAUGGUUGGGGCUAAGUGCGAUUGCAUGCAGUGGAGACUGGAGGGAGGUUUGGCUGUUGGCAGUGCCCUGCCCUGGGCUGCCCUCGGGAGGGCUGGUGCAGCCUCUGUGUUGUAGCCUGUGGGACAUUGGCAGGAGCUGGAAUGGUGGCCAAGGGGAGCUGUGCCACUGGGUCCCUGCAGGUGCUGGCCUGGCAUCUGGGAGCCUCCAGCUCUGCCGGGGCCUUCAGUGCCAGUGCCACAACUGCUUCUGCACCCAAAUCAUAUGGAAAGCUUCGUUCAUUGUUUUAGUGUUAUUUAAAAAUGUGCAUAACAACGAUGUGAUUUAUAAAACAGACUGUUUACAAGACAUAUUUUGUAUCUUAAGAUGUGUGUACUGUAAAAAAAAAAAAAGGAAAGUAUGAAAAAUGAUGUUUUUCUACAACUGUCAGCAGUGACUGUAUGUCUGUAUCAUUGUCCACCGACCAUUGUUCCUCAGGGGUCUCCCCACCAUUCCUGUGAUCCUGUCACAAGCAUUGGGAAGCAAGUGAAUCCCUGUACAGUUUUGGGAAGAAGGUUUUGUGCCUUAAGAAUGGGACCUGCUUCCCUCCUAUUUAUUUUGUUAAUUUAUACAGUGAUUACCAUGGAAAUGUCUCUUGGGUUUUUUUUGUACAUAGUUUUCUUGUUGUAAAUAUGUUUUUCUUGUAUAUAAAGUAAACAUGUUUCCGAGCUUCCAGUAAGGACUCUUUGUUACUGAUUUAAUUGUGAGAGGGCUGCUGUGCCCAUUGGGUGGGAACCAGCUAAUAAAAACCUGUGCUGUGAUUAAAUGGUUUUAUCCUGGCUUGCAUCAGAAGUUCACAACUGUUCGUUAGAGAGGAGUGAAAUGGUAAAUAUAAGUGUUGUACACUAAUUUUGUAGCAUUUUUUCUGUUGGUUUAAUUGGCAUGGAGUAGAAGACAUCAGGUGGUUUAAUUUUUUUUAGCUAUGUCUUGCAGUGAACAAAAGAUGUUUUCAAUGUGGUGCUUCUACUGGUGAGCAUCCUGAUCAGAGCUCUGCUGGCAGCAAACCCACAGCUCGAUGGGAAGGCUCUGUCAGGCUCAGCAGGGCUGUGUUGGUUACCCCUCCUCAGGUGGCUGUUCCUGGCCAAGGUGCUGCACUGCCAGGAUGGGAUGGGAGCAGUUGUUCUCCACUUGGGCCUCUGUGUGUUCUGUUUAUUGCAGGCAAUAUGUACAGUGUCUGGAAUCAGUGAAAAUGCAUUUACAAAAAUGUGGGAGAAGUGAAUUUUGAAAUGUAGAAACUGAGUACCAUAAAUGAAACCUGUAAACUUGAAACAAAAAAAUUUGGAGGUGUUUGAAUGAGCAGUCCAUAGAGUGGAUUGUGACAAGCUUUCUCUUCCAUCUCUACAGAUUGGUGUGUUCAUAAGAUGCUGACAGGAAACUUCCAGCAGAUUUAUUUAAAUUGAGAGGAUGGUUGUCAAGUUCCACAGUACUGUUGCAAAGUGGGUGGAAAUUAAGUUACAAUGGUCAUGAACAUUUUCUGUGUGAAAAGCAUCUUUGUACGUGAUAAUUGAACAGAAGUAUGGAGAGAACAGUGUAUGGAAAAGGAACAUCAUUCUAAUGUUACAUACUCUUGCAUGAUGAAACUUGUAAAAUUGAGCAUUACAAUGUUGGUUACCUGGAACCAGAAUAAGGAGAAAAAAAAAAACUACUGUGUUUACUCACACUUGCAUCAGACCCUGAGUGUCAGGCUCUGCUUUACAUGGCACUACAGAAAACAUGCGAAGAAAGUAGCAGCAGAGAAAGAUGAUAUUCUUAUUCCUCUGAUACAGGUUAAUUAAUUUUGGUUUGUUUUU
Poecile atricapillus (Black-capped chickadee) is the source of this 8793-nucleotide messenger RNA. It is a transcript of the gene DGKD, whose product is annotated as diacylglycerol kinase delta. The transcript has 30 exons. Gene Ontology annotation, biological process: diacylglycerol metabolic process; lipid phosphorylation; intracellular signal transduction. NCBI's taxonomy places the organism in Eukaryota, Metazoa, Chordata, Aves, Passeriformes, Paridae. The record is from RefSeq and is a predicted model, not a curated record. Bases 190 to 3717 code for a protein of 1175 amino acids. Gene Ontology annotation, molecular function: ATP-dependent diacylglycerol kinase activity; protein homodimerization activity; protein heterodimerization activity.